AUGCCGAAGUGCAUUAAGAUGGAUCGUUUUCGAUAUAUAAGCAAUGAAGCUUGGCGUGCUUUAAUAGCAAUCGAAAUGGGACUAAAAAAUCAUGAAGUCGUGCCUCUCGAGUUAGCACUCAAAAUUUCUCACCUUAGGCGAGGUUGUAUCGGUUUCAGCCAUCUAGUUCAAGAACAGUUAAUACUAAAUAGGUUGGUAGCCUACGAAACUGAUAACAAACAUUCUAUGAAAGGAUAUCGUCUUACCAACUUGGGCUACGACUACCUUGCCCUUAAUCAACUUUUCAAAUCAGAACAGUUGAAAAGUCUAGGAACAAUGAUUGGGGCUGGAAAAGAAUCUGAUGUCUACAUAGCUGCUGCUGGUGCGCAAUGUGGGCGUCCGUCAGAUGGCUCGGAAGGUUUUUUGGAUGAUUUCCCAAAAGAAGGAGAUGCGGUCGUUGUUAAGUUUCACAGACUUGGGAGAACGUCUUUCAGAAAAGUAAAGGAAAAACGAGAGUAUCAUCAACACAGAAGUAGUUGCUCUUGGUUGUAUUUGGAUCGUCUAGCAUCUAGACGCGAGUUCGUUAUGAUGCAGAGCCUUCGAAAUAAUGGUAUCCCCGUUCCUACCCCUUACACCCACAAUCGAAAUGCUGUCGUCAUGUCAUAUGUUGCUGAUAGCCUGCCACUUUACAGAAUACUUCCGAGUAUUUUGAAUUCCAAUGAGUCUGCUUUUGCACGAUCACUUUACUAUCAAGCCAAAAAUAUAUUGAAAAGAAUUGCUUCUCUUGGUCUUGUUCAUGGUGAUCUGAAUGAGUUUAACCUGAUGGUUUCCGAUUUGGACCUUGAAGAAAAUAGUAAUCCCAAACUUGUACUUAUUGACUUCCCUCAAAUGAUCAGCCGUGACCAUAAACUAGCUAACACCAUAUAUGAACGGGAUGCAGAAGGUGUUGUCAACUUUUUCAGCCGUUAUUUCGAUAUUCCACUCAACGAUCUACCAUCUUCCCUUGAUUCUAUAAAACGAAUUGAUGAUGUUGACGUGCAUUUAAAAGCUCCGGGUUACAUCUCCAAGAAUGCUACUAAUCGCCAUUCUCAACAUACAACAGAAGAUUCACUCUUAGGUUCAGUUGCUCGACUUCAAUUAUCAUCGUUGGAAAGUAGCGAAGUUGAGGAAAAUACCUGUAACUCUGAUUCGGACAGCAUCGAUUCUACUACUGAUUCUGAAGAAAAUGAUCAGUCGCAAAUUGAAGAUGAUGAUAAAUCUAAUUCAGAGGAAAUAAACUACAAUAAGAAUAACGAAAAGGAUAUUACCAGUGUGCAAGAGACAAUUACAACGAAACGUGCCUUGAUUACUGUUGAGGAAAUUCGUGAGCGUAAUCGUCGUGAAAGAAGACGUCAAAAACAAGUUGACUUCAAUCGUCAAAUCAAACGGCAUAAUCGCGCUGCUAUAAAACGUCAGGGUCGUCUUAAUAUGAAAACUGAAGCAUUACUUUUUGGAUAA
This is a messenger RNA of Schistosoma spindalis, 1476 nucleotides long. The record is from the annotation of a GenBank genome assembly. NCBI's taxonomy places the organism in Eukaryota, Metazoa, Platyhelminthes, Trematoda, Strigeidida, Schistosomatidae.